AAAUAAUUCAAAUAGUAGUUUUCACGUUGAAUAUUUGUGGGAAUCUAUUUAAAAUAUGUUGUAUAAUAAUUAUUAUUUUGAACAAAUGUAACCGAGAACAAGGAUAUUAUUAUUUCAGUAAAAUAUGAAUAAUAGUUUACAGUAUAAUGAACUAUUCACAAACUAUACAUUGGGUGUAGAGAUAGAAUCAUCUAAUACAGUGAUGACUCUGAUUGUUGCUAUUGUUUAUCCACUUAUAAUUGUAUUUAGCACAGUUGGCAAUAGUAUUGUUAUAUUAACUGUAACACGAAGCACUGCAAUGCGAACAAUAACCAAUUUGUUCAUUUCUAAUUUAGCAGCAUCAGAUUUAUUGAUGAGUUUUGUUGCGGCGCCUGUUACACCGAUUGUAUUUCAUAUGAAAAAUUGGAAAUUACCUACAUUUCUUUGUAAAUUAUUACCUGUUACAAUGGGUGUUAGUGUGUAUGUUUCAACGCUUACUUCAACCGCUAUAGCUGCUGAUCGAUAUUUAGUCAUUGUACAUCCAUUUAGAACACGUAUGUCACAAAGUAUAUGUGGACUAAUCAUAGCCGGCGUAUGGCUUAUUUCUGUUCUAAUAUCAUUACCACUGGGAAUUUAUACAAAAAUUGGAAUUGACCCAAGAAACAAUGAACCAUCGUGUAUGGAAUCAUGGCCACAUUCACUAUCUAGACCAAUAUACACAGUCAUUACAUUUAUUCUGCAAUUUGUUGCACCUUGUAUGAUUAUAUCAAUAUGUUAUUAUCGUGUCAGUUGUGUCCUACGUUCAAGAGGUUCAACAAAAAUUGGUUAUGGACGUAAAAGUCGUCAAAAAGAAGAACUUGAAGUAAAACGUAAUCGUCGUACAAAUCGUAUGUUAAUAGCUAUGGUUGUUAUAUUUGUUGUCUGUUGGAUACCAUUAAAUGUUCUUUGGAUAGUUGUAGAUAUAAUCGGUGAAAAAGCGGAAGGUUCUGUUUAUUUUCAUCAUACAUUUAUAUUAUGCCAUAUGAUUGCAAUGAGUUCAGCUGUUUAUAAUCCUUUUUUAUAUGCUUGGUUAAAUAAUAAUUUUCGACAAGAAUUUAAAGCUAUUUUUCAGUGUAACAGUAAACUGUGCUCUAUGAAUUCAUCAUUGUUAACGUCUAGACGACAAACACAAUCAAAAGUUACAACACGUUACACAUAUCAGACCAAUAAUAAUAAUAAUAACAAUAAUGAUAAUAAUGGUAAACAUGAUCAAACAGAUUGUGAUAAUGAAGAAAUUAAAAAUAAUCAGUCACAAAUUAAUAAACCAAUUGACAAACAGAAAGGACAACAUACCAGUUAUAUGACCAUAGCUGACGGUGAUGGAGGUGUAUGGCAAGGCCCUGUUUGUAGUAAAACUCAAUAAAUUAAAAGUACAACAAUGUUUACUUCAAACAUGCCACAGAUAAACAACUUUUCAAAACAAAUGAAAUAAACAAAUAAAUGUAUCCAUAUCUACGUAGAUAAACAGAGAUUAAUUUUGUGAGGAAAAUUUCUGAAUUUUACAUUUGUUUACUGAGGCCAAUGAUUUCAUUUGGUUAUCCAUUAUCAUAACUAAAUAAUUUCAUACUUUCUAUAUAUAUACGUUUUGCGUACUAGUGUGAGUUGCAUUUAUUUAGAAGAGCCUAAUUUCUCCUCUCUUAAUUAUUUUCUUGAUUGUUGUAUUUUUUGUUUACAAAUAGUUUCAAUGAUAUGUACAACUGUUUACUUUGUCUGUAAAUUUGUAUAAGCCUGUGUUUGUGUGCAUUUGUAGACGUGCAUGUGUAGGCGUGUGGUUGUGAAUGCAAGGGACAGCAACACAACCACAACCACAAAACAAACUCCCUGUGAUACAAAUCUUAAUGAAUGAUACCUUUAAUUAAUCUUUAUGCAUCUAUAUAUAUGCGAGGGAUUGCAGUUGCAAAGUACCUGGUUGGUUAAAGAGACACUUAAGUUUCUAAUCCAUACAAAGAGAUAGGUGUAUUAAAAUAUAAUGAAAUUGAAAUAAAAGUUUGUUUAAGAAUUAUUGAUGUUAUCUUCAAAAACCUUUGUAGUUUCCAAAUGUAAAUUAAGAAUAUUUAAUAAAC
Messenger RNA from Schistosoma turkestanicum, 2081 nucleotides. Lineage: Eukaryota; Metazoa; Platyhelminthes; Trematoda; Strigeidida; Schistosomatidae. The record is from the annotation of a GenBank genome assembly.